This is a messenger RNA of Megalops cyprinoides (Indo-Pacific tarpon), 2166 nucleotides long. Its product is annotated as prostaglandin F2-alpha receptor-like. Gene Ontology annotation, cellular component: plasma membrane. The transcript has 4 exons. Gene Ontology annotation, biological process: positive regulation of cytosolic calcium ion concentration; inflammatory response; adenylate cyclase-activating G protein-coupled receptor signaling pathway. The record is from RefSeq and is a predicted model, not a curated record. NCBI's taxonomy places the organism in Eukaryota, Metazoa, Chordata, Actinopteri, Elopiformes, Megalopidae. Gene Ontology annotation, molecular function: prostaglandin F receptor activity. The coding region runs from base 205 to 1293 and encodes 362 amino acids.
UGAAAGACCCAGCGGCUUAGCUCUGCUGGCUAUUCCAGCCUAGAAGACGAGCUGACCCAACAGGAGAUCCUGAAAGCGGGCGCUGGUGUCAGUUCCUAAAGAGCGCCUACAGCGCAAAACGGAGAAAAGUCGCUCUGCCACGCUGUGGAAAACUGUCUGGAAUAUAGCAUACCGGAGGCGGAAAAGACUGCUCAUUCCCCAGCCAUGACUGACAACAGGACAUCCAUGGAGGUAUGCACUGUGGCCAGCACCCAGAACAGCACCGGCAGCCGGCAGCCGCAGGUGUCCCCCAUGACCUCCGUGGUCUCCAUGAGCGUCGGGAUCAUGUCCAACAUGCUGGCCCUCAUCAUCCUGGUCAAGUCCUACCGCCGCUUCCGCCUCAAGACCAAGGCCUCCUUCCUGCUCUUCGCCAGCGGCCUGGUGAUGACCAACUUCCUGGGGCACCUCAUCAACGGCUCCCUGGCGCUGCACGUCUACAGAGCGGGCAUGGACGCGACGGGCCUCUACUGCAACGUCUUUGGCGCCUGCAUGGUGUUCUUCGGCCUGAGCCCCCUGCUGCUGGGGAGCACCAUGGCGGUGGAGCGCUGCUUCGGCAUCACGCGGCCCCUCUUCCACGCCGCCGCGCUCACCUCCCGCCGCAUGAAGAAGAUGCUGGGCCUGGUCUGGCUCCUGGCGGCCGCCGUCGCCCUGCUCCCCAUCCUGGCCCGCCGCUUCUACCACAUGCAGCACUCCCGGAGCUGGUGCUUCUUCCGCCAGGAGGGGGCGCUGGACUGGCUGGACAUCUUCCUCCCCCUGCUGUUCUCCGGGAUGGGGCUCCUGUCGCUCUCCGUCUCCAUCCUGUGCAACAUGGUCACCGGGGUUACGCUCCUCCGCUCCAAGCUCCGCAGCGGUAGGCACCGCAAGGGCACUUCCCACCACCUGGAGAUGGUCUGCCAGCUACUGGCCAUCAUGCUGGUAUCCUGCAUCUGCUGGGCUCCUUUAUUGGUUACUCUCAUCAUCCGGAGCAUUUGGGUCCAGAACCAGCGAGUCUGUGGGCAGAUGCUGCUGGCGGUACGCAUGGCCACCUGGAACCAAAUUCUGGACCCCUGGGUGUACAUUCUGCUGAGGAGGGCGGUCAUGAAGAAAGUCUUCAUCCUAACCCAGAGGUGCUGCAGCCCGCGCAUGCAGACCUUCUACAAGUGGAACUGCAGCACCUUCAAGGACUCCAUGCAGACCAGCAACCCCCCGCACCGUGUCAGCCUCGUCAUGACCUCCCUGCCGAAGACCACCAUCAAACCUGUGCCCUGCACCUGAGCUCGGGCAGUACACAAAUCAAGCCCCAGGCUUGUCUGCGUGAAACUUGAAGAUCUGCUUCAGUCGAACCACUCUGCUCAAUCCAGAAGGGGGCCAGCAAAGAAGGGGGGAAGCAGCCCUGGAGAAAAGGGAACAUCGUCAUCCUUUUGGACGCUGUCUUUAAUUUUAUUAGCCCUGACCUGUGAGUCACAUCAGGGGGAAUGUAAACUCUUUCGAAAGGAAGGGAGCAGGGAUGCCAAUCAUCUCCAUUAUCACCCCACGGGCUCAGAGUGAAAUGAGACAACGCUAGAGAUCGAUGAUGCCUGUGGUUGGCCACUUUCCCAUGAUCCAUCCCCCCCCUGAGGCCCACAAAUGCCAGGAGACACCUCCUUGCAGACUGCGGAUGCGUGUCUGUGCAACUUCACUGUGAGGGGAACCAGCCCAGGCGUCAGCCGUCUUCCCGCUGUUGUUCAAAAACACGUUCCGCCAGCCUCUUGAGGGGGAACCAAGAGCGAGGCCCCCCAGCGAGAGAGAGAGAGGGAGUGAGAGAGAGAGAGAUGCUGGGUGUCGAUAACGCGGGACUCGUCACUAAUCCCAUCUCAUCACAUCGGGAUCGCACGCUCCAGAGAUGAAAACGUUCGUGCUCAUGAUCGCCUUCAGAACAUUACCUCCGUUUUUAAAUCAGCGGUAUCAUCUCAGGAGGCACUCGCGUGCCUGCCGAAAUGCAACGAUGAUGCAGCCUUUUGAUUGCCCGCUUGCUCCGCUAUUCGUCAUUACAAGAGCGAGCUCCGACGCGCGGCUGACUGUGAAGAGCCAUCGCCACUUGAGAAACACGCAUGCUGAUGACUUUAUUAACAGCUUUGGGUCCGGAGAGGCAGCAGCCUUCCCCUGCGG